Phaethon lepturus (White-tailed tropicbird) is the source of this 1291-nucleotide messenger RNA. RefSeq names its product MIT, microtubule interacting and transport, domain containing 1 (gene MITD1). The coding region runs from base 1 to 753 and encodes 250 amino acids. The transcript is spliced from 7 exons. Gene Ontology annotation, cellular component: midbody. Gene Ontology annotation, biological process: midbody abscission. The record is from RefSeq and is a predicted model, not a curated record. Lineage: Eukaryota; Metazoa; Chordata; Aves; Phaethontiformes; Phaethontidae.
AUGUCGCGAUCGGGGAGCGAUGGCACCGCCGCACUGGAGCGGGCCGGGGCGGAGACGGUGAAGCGAGCGGUGGAGCUGGACCUGGCGUCUCGGUUCCAGGAGUCGUUGGUGUGCUACCAGGAGGGCAUCGACCUCCUGCUGCAGGUGGUGAAAGCCACGAAAGAUGAGGCAAAAAAGCACCGUUACCGGCAGAAAAUAUCCGAGUACAUGACCAGAGCUGAAGACAUUAAAAAACACAUUGAAAAAGAGAAACAAGAUGGCAAAUACCAUAAGCAAAUCAGGAUAGAGGAAAAUGCAACAGGUUUCGGCUACAAACAGCUUUUCCAAGAGUACCUUACUGAGAUUGUUUCUGAAGUUUGGGUGGAGGAUCCGUACAUUAGGCAUGUUCAUCAGUUGUAUAACUUCCUACGAUUCUGCGAGAUGCUAGUUAAAGGGCCGUGCAACGUGAAAACAAUCCACCUCCUCACUUCCUAUGAUGAAGGUAGUGGGAGGAGUCAGCAGAUAAGUGGCUUGAAUGAAAUACAAGAAUCAUUGAGGAAUUAUGGAGUAACACUGAAUAUUUCAUUUUCAUCUUCAAUACAUGAUCGAGAAAUCAGAUUCAACAAUGGAUGGAUGAUUAAGAUUGGAAGAGGUCUUGAUUAUUUUAAGAAACCACAGGGUCGUUUCAGCAUUGGAUACUGUGACUUUGACUUGCGACCUUGUCAUGAAACAACAGUGGAUGUCUUUCAUACUAAACAUACAAAGAAAAUGUGAUCAGAUGUGACUGCUUUUAAUGAGUGUUUUUAUAAGCAUAAAGAUGUAAGACUGGAAGAUGCCGCUUGACUCCAGCUGUCCACCCUCAGAAGCAGCUCUUCUAAGUACUUAGUCCAGCACAGCUUUUUUUAUAAUCUAUAGGUUUAAGUAUAUUUGAGAUUUUUCAGUCUGAGAAAACACAACUGUACAAUUCCUGUACUGUACUUCUCCCAUAAUCAUAAUUAGUACAAUCCAUGUCUAAAUUUGAUUUUCAUUUCAUAACAGACCCUCAAUACUGUCUCUCAAAGGCCUCUUUACUGUCAUGUCUAUUUUUACUAUUAAUUUUGUCUUGAGCAAAUUUUGGUUUCUUUAUCUUCAAUUGACCACCUCACAGACAUUUGAAGCUGGGCUGCCACAUGUCCUCUUUUAUAAGCAGCCUUAUUUAUUUCCUUUAAUUCCUGUAUUCUAGUCAUGACUGCUGUUCUGCUGUGUUUUGGUCAAUCCUGUAAUACCUGAUUUCACAGACUUUACUAGUAACCCCGAAUCUAACAUUCCAUUU